Molecule: messenger RNA, 12498 nt
Organism: Choloepus didactylus (southern two-toed sloth)
Lineage: Eukaryota; Metazoa; Chordata; Mammalia; Pilosa; Megalonychidae
Gene: FLG
Product: filaggrin
Exons: 7
Coding region: 1-12498 (4165 amino acids)
Biological process (GO): establishment of skin barrier
Cellular component (GO): cornified envelope; keratohyalin granule
Molecular function (GO): transition metal ion binding; structural molecule activity
Source: RefSeq, a predicted model, not a curated record
AUGUCUACUAUUAUGGAAAACAUCAUUGCCAUCAUCGAAGUUUUCCAGGAAUACUCAAGAAAAGAUGACAACAAUGAGACAAUGAGCAAAAGAGAGCUGCAGGAACUUCUAGAAAUAGAGUUUCAGCCAAUUCUGCAGAAUCCAGAUGAUCCAGAUACUGCUGAAAUCUUCAUGCAAAUCCUAGAUUUAGACCACAACAAGAAACUAGACUUCACUGAGUUUUUUCUGAUGGUAUUCAGGGUGGCUCAAGCAUGUUAUGAGUCAAUCAUGAGACAGAAUACCAAACGACAAACAACAAAGCAAAAAAAGCAUGAUCACCACAAUGGAGAUGAGGAAGAAGAAAUACAUGAAGAUGAGGAAGAAGGAGAAAAGAAAAGGAAAUCUAGCCCUUCAACAAGGCAUGAUAGGAAGGAAAAUAAGGAAAGAUGCAAGAGUCCAAGAGGAAGAGAGAAAACUACAGGGUUGUGGUCACAAGGAUUUGAGCCUCUUCACUACCAAAUAUCCAACCAUGGAAAAUCUGACCCUGUCCAUGGACAUUCACGAUCCCAGGCCACAGGAAGACAAGGAUCAAGUCACGGAGAGUCUGCCGACACCUCAAGACACUCAGGCUCUCAUCGCGGGAAUACAUCCUCUCAUGAACACGCUGGAGAUUUCCAUGGAUGGUCAGGAUCAACCACAAGGCAAGGAGCAGGUUCCCGCCAGGAGCACUCGGCAGACACUUCCAGACAUUCAGUGUCUGGACACGGACAACCAUCAGGGGGAUCCACCGUGGGCAGACAUGGGGGAUACAGUAUCGGUCAACACAGCGACAGCGAGGGACAGUCAGAAGAUUCACAGACACAAGCUGGGUCUGGGUCAACAAACAAUCACGGAUCUGCCCGUUUCCACUCAAGGGACAUCUCUACACACUCAGGCUCUCGUGAAGGGCACAGGGCCAAUCAUCCUCACUCUGAUGCAGCCACGGGAAGCCUGGGAUCCGGCCCAGGAAGAAGACAAGGAUCUAGGCAUGGGCAGUCAGUAGACGCCUCUGGACAUUCAGGGUCUCAUCACGGAGAUCCAUCCCAUCACGAACAUGCUGAAUCUUCCCAAGCUUCAUCAAGGUCAAGCCCAAGAGGAAAGCCAGGAUCUUCCCAACAGCAGGCAGCAGACACUUCUAGACAUUCAUCAUAUGGAUAUGGACACUCAUCACGGGGAUCCGAUGUCAGCAGGCAUCAGGGAUCUCAUGGUAGUCCGGAACGUGACAGUGGGGGAGAGAGAAGAGACUUCCAGAGACAAUCUGGAUCUGGGUCACAGCACCAACAUGGAUCCACCCAUGGCCAUUCAGGAGAAAGCUCUAGACAUUCAGGGUCUGGACAUGGACAAUCAUCAUCCCCAUCCAAGUCCAGCAGGCAUUGGGGAUCCAGUAUAAGUGAGGAAAGUGACAGCGAAGGACAAUCAGAAGGUUCAGGCAGACAACCAGUGUCAACCCAUGGAAGGCCUGGGUCCUCUUCAAGAAAACAGGACGGAUCCACCCAUGAGCAGUCAGCACACAGCUCUACGCACUCAGGAUGGCCUCAAAGCCAGGCACCCACACACGGGCAUGCUGGUUCUGCCCAUGGACAUGGAGGCUCCAGCAAAAGAGAAAUACAAGGUGGGCACCGUGAGCAAUCAAAUGACAGCUCCAGACACUCAGGGACAGGACAGGGACAAACCUCAUCUGCAUCCAGUAACAGCAGACAUCAUGGAUCCAGUACUGGGCAGGACAGUGACACUGAAGGGCAAUCACGGCCCUCAGAAAGUCAGUCGGCAUCAACCCACACAUCGUCUGGCUCCAGUAACAGAAACCAACAUGGAUCCGCACGUGGCCAGUCAGGGGAAUUGCCCAGAAACUACCAGACAGCGGCCAAUGGAAAGUCUGACUCUGUCCAUGGACAUUCAGGAUCCCAGGCCACAGGAAGACAAGGAUCAAGUCACGGAGAGUCUGCCGACACCUCAAGACACUCAGGCUCUCAUCGCGGGAAUACAUCCUCUCAUGAACACGCUGGAGAUUUCCAUGGAUGGUCAGGAUCAAGCACAAGGCAAGGAGCAGGUUCCCGCCAGGAGCACUCGGCAGACACUUCCAGACAUUCAGUGUCUGGACACGGACAACCAUCAGGGGGAUCCACCGUGGGCAGACAUGGGGGAUACAGUAUCGGUCAACACAGCGACAGCGAGGGACAGUCAGAAGAUUCACAGACACAAGCUGGGUCUGGGUCAACAAACAAUCACGGAUCUGCCCGUUUCCACUCAAGGGACAUCUCUACACACUCAGGCUCUCGUGAAGGGCACAGGGCCAAUCAUCCUCACUCUGAUGCAGCCACGGGAAGCCUGGGAUCCGGCCCAGGAAGAAGACAAGGAUCUAGGCAUGGGCAGUCAGUAGACGCCUCUGGACAUUCAGGGUCUCAUCACGGAGAUCCAUCCCAUCACGAACAUGCUGAAUCUUCCCAAGCUUCAUCAAGGUCAAGCCCAAGAGGAAAGCCAGGAUCUUCCCAACAGCAGGCAGCAGACACUUCUAGACAUUCAUCAUAUGGAUAUGGACACUCAUCACGGGGAUCCGAUGUCAGCAGGCAUCAGGGAUCUCAUGGUAGUCUGGAACGUGACAGUGAGGGAGAGAGAAGAGACUUCCAGAGACAAUCUGGAUCUGGGUCACAGCACCAACAUGGAUCCACCCAUGGCCAUUCAGGAGAAAGCUCUAGACAUUCAGGGUCUGGACAUGGACAAUCAUCAUCCCCAUCCAAGUCCAGCAGGCAUUGGGGAUCCAGUAUAAGUGAGGAAAGUGACAGCGAAGGACAAUCAGAAGGUUCAGGCAGACAACCAGUGUCAACCCAUGGAAGGCCUGGGUCCUCUUCAAGAAAACAGCACGGAUCCACCCAUGAGCAGUCAGCACACAGCUCUACGCACUCAGGAUGGCCUCAAAGCCAGGCACCCACACACGGGCAUGCUGGUUCUGCCCAUGGACAUGGAGGCUCCAGCAAAAGAGAAAUACAAGGUGGGCACCGUGAGCAAUCAAAUGACAGCUCCAGACACUCAGGGACAGGACAGGGACAAACCUCAUCUGCAUCCAGUAACAGCAGACAUCAUGGAUCCAGUACUGGGCAGGACAGUGACACUGAAGGGCAAUCACGGCCCUCAGAAAGUCAGUCGGCAUCAACCCACACAUCUUCUGGCUCCAGUAACAGAAACCAACAUGGAUCCGCACGUGGCCAGUCAGGGGAAUUGCCCAGAAACUACCAGACAGCGGCCAAUGGAAAGUCUGACUAUGUCCAUGGACAUUCAGGAUCCCAGGCCACAGGAAGACAAGGAUCAAGUCACGGAGAGUCUGCCGACACCUCAAGACACUCAGGCUCUCAUCGCGGGAAUACAUCCUCUCAUGAACACGCUGGAGAUUUCCAUGGAUGGUCAGGAUCAAGCACAAGGCAAGGAGCAGGUUCCCGCCAGGAGCACUCGGCAGACACUUCCAGACAUUCAGUGUCUGGACACGGACAACCAUCAGGGGGAUCCACCGUGGGCAGACAUGGGGGAUACAGUAUCGGUCAACACAGCGACAGCGAGGGACAGUCAGAAGAUUCACAGACACAAGCUGGGUCUGGGUCAACAAACAAUCACGGAUCUGCCCGUUUCCACUCAAGGGACAUCUCUACACACUCAGGCUCUCGUGAAGGGCACAGGGCCAAUCAUCCUCACUCUGAUGCAGCCACGGGAAGCCUGGGAUCCGGCCCAGGAAGAAGACAAGGAUCUAGGCAUGGGCAGUCAGUAGACGCCUCUGGACAUUCAGGGUCUCAUCACGGAGAUCCAUCCCAUCACGAACAUGCUGAAUCUUCCCAAGCUUCAUCAAGGUCAAGCCCAAGAGGAAAGCCAGGAUCUUCCCAACAGCAGGCAGCAGACACUUCUAGACAUUCAUCAUAUGGAUAUGGACAAUCAUCAUCCCCAUCCAAGUCCAGCAGGCAUUGGGGAUCCAGUAUAAGUGAGGAAAGUGACAGCGAAGGACAAUCAGAAGGUUCAGGCAGACAACCAGUGUCAACCCAUGGAAGGCCUGGGUCCUCUUCAAGAAAACAGCACGGAUCCACCCAUGAGCAGUCAGCACACAGCUCUACGCACUCAGGAUGGCCUCAAAGCCAGGCACCCACACACGGGCAUGCUGGUUCUGCCCAUGGACAUGGAGGCUCCAGCAAAAGAGAAAUACAAGGUGGGCACCGUGAGCAAUCAAAUGACAGCUCCAGACACUCAGGGACAGGACAGGGACAAACCUCAUCUGCAUCCAGUAACAGCAGACAUCAUGGAUCCAGUACUGGGCAGGACAGUGACACUGAAGGGCAAUCACGGCCCUCAGAAAGUCAGUCAGCAUCAACCCACACAUCAUCUGGCUCCAGUAACAGAAACCAACAUGGAUCCGCACGUGGCCAGUCAGGGGAAUUGCCCAGAAACUACCAGACAGCGGCCAAUGGAAAGUCUGACUCUGUCCAUGGACAUUCAGGAUCCCAGGCCACAGGAAGACAAGGAUCAAGUCACGGAGAGUCUGCCGACACCUCAAGACACUCAGGCUCUCAUCGCGGGAAUACAUCCUCUCAUGAACACGCUGGAGAUUUCCAUGGAUGGUCAGGAUCAACCACAAGGCAAGGAGCAGGUUCCCGCCAGGAGCACUCGGCAGACACUUCCAGACAUUCAGUGUCUGGACACGGACAACCAUCAGGGGGAUCCACCGUGGGCAGACAUGGGGGAUACAGUAUCGGUCAACACAGCGACAGCGAGGGACAGUCAGAAGAUUCACAGACACAAGCUGGGUCUGGGUCAACAAACAAUCACGGAUCUGCCCGUUUCCACUCAAGGGACAUCUCUACACACUCAGGCUCUCGAAGAAGACAAGGAUCUAGGCAUGGGCAGUCAGUAGACGCCUCUGGACAUUCAGGGUCUCAUCACGGAGAUCCAUCCCAUCACGAACAUGCUGAAUCUUCCCAAGCUUCAUCAAGGUCAAGCCCAAGAGGAAAGCCAGGAUCUUCCCAACAGCAGGCAGCAGACACUUCUAGACAUUCAUCAUAUGGAUAUGGACACUCAUCACGGGGAUCCGAUGUCAGCAGGCAUCAGGGAUCUCAUGGUAGUCCGGAACGUGACAGUGAGGGAGAGAGAAGAGACUUCCAGAGACAAUCUGGAUCUGGGUCACAGCACCAACAUGGAUCCACCCAUGGCCAUUCAGGAGAAAGCUCUAGACAUUCAGGGUCUGGACAUGGACAAUCAUCAUCCCCAUCCAAGUCCAGCAGGCAUUGGGGAUCCAGUAUAAGUGAGGAAAGUGACAGCGAAGGACAAUCAGAAGGUUCAGGCAGACAACCAGUGUCAACCCAUGGAAGGCCUGGGUCCUCUUCAAGAAAACAGCACGGAUCCACCCAUGAGCAGUCAGCACACAGCUCUACGCACUCAGGAUGGCCUCAAAGCCAGGCACCCACACACGGGCAUGCUGGUUCUGCCCAUGGACAUGGAGGCUCCAGCAAAAGAGAAAUACAAGGUGGGCACCGUAAGCAAUCAAAUGACAGCUCCAGACACUCAGGGACAGGACAGGGACAAACCUCAUCUGCAUCCAGUAACAGCAGACAUCAUGGAUCCAGUACUGGGCAGGACAGUGACACUGAAGGGCAAUCACGGCCCUCAGAAAGUCAGUCGGCAUCAACCCACACAUCGUCUGGCUCCAGUAACAGAAACCAACAUGGAUCCGCACGUGGCCAGUCAGGGGAAUUGCCCAGAAACUACCAGACAGCGGCCAAUGGAAAGUCUGACUCUGUCCAUGGACAUUCAGGAUCCCAGGCCACAGGAAGACAAGGAUCAAGUCACGGAGAGUCUGCCGACACCUCAAGACACUCAGGCUCUCAUCGCGGGAAUACAUCCUCUCAUGAACACGCUGGAGAUUUCCAUGGAUGGUCAGGAUCAAGCACAAGGCAAGGAGCAGGUUCCCGCCAGGAGCACUCGGCAGACACUUCCAGACAUUCAGUGUCUGGACACGGACAACCAUCAGGGGGAUCCACCGUGGGCAGACAUGGGGGAUACAGUAUCGGUCAACACAGCGACAGCGAGGGACAGUCAGAAGAUUCACAGACACAAGCUGGGUCUGGGUCAACAAACAAUCACGGAUCUGCCCGUUUCCACUCAAGGGACAUCUCUACACACUCAGGCUCUCGUGAAGGGCACAGGGCCAAUCAUCCUCACUCUGAUGCAGCCACGGGAAGCCUGGGAUCCGGCCCAGGAAGAAGACAAGGAUCUAGGCAUGGGCAGUCAGUAGACGCCUCUGGACAUUCAGGGUCUCAUCACGGAGAUCCAUCCCAUCACGAACAUGCUGAAUCUUCCCAAGCUUCAUCAAGGUCAAGCCCCAGAGGAAAGCCAGGAUCUUCCCAACAGCAGGCAGCAGACACUUCUAGACAUUCAUCAUAUGGAUAUGGACACUCAUCACGGGGAUCCGAUGUCAGCAGGCAUCAGGGAUCUCAUGGUAGUCCGGAACGUGACAGUGAGGGAGAGAGAAGAGACUUCCAGAGACAAUCUGGAUCUGGGUCACAGCACCAACAUGGAUCCACCCAUGGCCAUUCAGGAGAAAGCUCUAGACAUUCAGGGUCUGGACAUGGACAAUCAUCAUCCCCAUCCAAGUCCAGCAGGCAUUGGGGAUCCAGUAUAAGUGAGGAAAGUGACAGCGAAGGACAAUCAGAAGGUUCAGGCAGACAACCAGUGUCAACCCAUGGAAGGCCUGGGUCCUCUUCAAGAAAACAGCACGGAUCCACCCAUGAGCAGUCAGCACACAGCUCUACGCACUCAGGAUGGCCUCAAAGCCAGGCACCCACACACGGGCAUGCUGGUUCUGCCCAUGGACAUGGAGGCUCCAGCAAAAGAGAAAUACAAGGUGGGCACUGUGAGCAAUCAAAUGACAGCUCCAGACACUCACGGACAGGACAGGGACAAACCUCAUCUGCAUCCAGUAACAGCAGACAUCAUGGAUCCAGUACUGGGCAGGACAGUGACACUGAAGGGCAAUCACGGCCCUCAGAAAGUCAGUCGGCAUCAACCCACACAUCGUCUGGCUCCAGUAACAGAAACCAACAUGGAUCCGCACGUGGCCAGUCAGGGGAAUUGCCCAGAAACUACCAGACAGCGGCCAAUGGAAAGUCUGACUCUGUCCAUGGACAUUCAGGAUCCCAGGCCACAGGAAGACAAGGAUCAAGUCACGGAGAGUCUGCCGACACCUCAAGACACUCAGGCUCUCAUCGCGGGAAUACAUCCUCUCAUGAACACGCUGGAGAUUUCCAUGGAUGGUCAGGAUCAAGCACAAGGCAAGGAGCAGGUUCCCGCCAGGAGCACUCGGCAGACACUUCCAGACAUUCAGUGUCUGGACACGGACAACCAUCAGGGGGAUCCACCGUGGGCAGACAUGGGGGAUACAGUAUCGGUCAACACAGCGACAGCGAGGGACAGUCAGAAGAUUCACAGACACAAGCUGGGUCUGGGUCAACAAACAAUCACGGAUCUGCCCGUUUCCACUCAAGGGACAUCUCUACACACUCAGGCUCUCGUGAAGGGCACAGGGCCAAUCAUCCUCACUCUGAUGCAGCCACGGGAAGCCUGGGAUCCGGCCCAGGAAGAAGACAAGGAUCUAGGCAUGGGCAGUCAGUAGACGCCUCUGGACAUUCAGGGUCUCAUCACGGAGAUCCAUCCCAUCACGAACAUGCUGAAUCUUCCCAAGCUUCAUCAAGGUCAAGCCCCAGAGGAAAGCCAGGAUCUUUCCAACAGCAGGCAGCAGACACUUCUAGACAUUCAUCAUAUGGAUAUGGACACUCAUCACGGGGAUCCGAUGUCAGCAGGCAUCAGGGAUCUCAUGGUAGUCCGGAACGUGACAGUGAGGGAGAGAGAAGAGACUUCCAGAGACAAUCUGGAUCUGGGUCACAGCACCAACAUGGAUCCACCCAUGGCCAUUCAGGAGAAAGCUCUAGACAUUCAGGGUCUGGACAUGGACAAUCAUCAUCCCCAUCCAAGUCCAGCAGGCAUUGGGGAUCCAGUAUAAGUGAGGAAAGUGACAGCGAAGGACAAUCAGAAGGUUCAGGCAGACAACCAGUGUCAACCCAUGGAAGGCCUGGGUCAUCUUCAAGAAAACAGCACGGAUCCACCCAUGAGCAGUCAGCACACAGCUCUACGCACUCAGGAUGGCCUCAAAGCCAGGCACCCACACACGGGCAUGCUGGUUCUGCCCAUGGACAUGGAGGCUCCAGCAAAAGAGAAAUACAAGGUGGGCACCGUGAGCAAUCAAAUGACAGCUCCAGACACUCACGGACAGGACAGGGACAAACCUCAUCUGCAUCCAGUAACAGCAGACAUCAUGGAUCCAGUACUGGGCAGGACAGUGACACUGAAGGGCAAUCACGGCCCUCAGAAAGUCAGUCGGCAUCAACCCACACAUCGUCUGGCUCCAGUAACAGAAACCAACAUGGAUCCGCACGUGGCCAGUCAGGGGAAUUGCCCAGAAACUACCAGACAGCGGCCAAUGGAAAGUCUGACUCUGUCCAUGGACAUUCAGGAUCCCAGGCCACAGGAAGACAAGGAUCAAGUCACGGAGAGUCUGCCGACACCUCAAGACACUCAGGCUCUCAUCGCGGGAAUACAUCCUCUCAUGAACACGCUGGAGAUUUCCAUGGAUGGUCAGGAUCAAGCACAAGGCAAGGAGCAGGUUCCCGCCAGGAGCACUCGGCAGACACUUCCAGACAUUCAGUGUCUGGACACGGACAACCAUCAGGGGGAUCCACCGUGGGCAGACAUGGGGGAUACAGUAUCGGUCAACACAGCGACAGCGAGGGACAGUCAGAAGAUUCACAGACACAAGCUGGGUCUGGGUCAACAAACAAUCACGGAUCUGCCCGUUUCCACUCAAGGGACAUCUCUACACACUCAGGCUCUCGUGAAGGGCUCAGGGCCAAUCAUCCUCACUCUGAUGCAGCCACGGGAAGCCUGGGAUCCGGCCCAGGAAGAAGACAAGGAUCUAGGCAUGGGCAGUCAGUAGACGCCUCUGGACAUUCAGGGUCUCAUCACGGAGAUCCAUCCCAUCACGAACAUGCUGAAUCUUCCCAAGCUUCAUCAAGGUCAAGCCCAAGAGGAAAGCCAGGAUCUUCCCAACAGCAGGCAGCAGACACUUCUAGACAUUCAUCAUAUGGAUAUGGACACUCAUCACGGGGAUCCGAUGUCAGCAGGCAUCAGGGAUCUCAUGGUAGUCCGGAACGUGACAGUGAGGGAGAGAGAAGAGACUUCCAGAGACAAUCUGGAUCUGGGUCACAGCACCAACAUGGAUCCACCCAUGGCCAUUCAGGAGAAAGCUCUAGACAUUCAGGGUCUGGACAUGGACAAUCAUCAUCCCCAUCCAAGUCCAGCAGGCAUUGGGGAUCCAGUAUAAGUGAGGAAAGUGACAGCGAAGGACAAUCAGAAGGUUCAGGCAGACAACCAGUGUCAACCCAUGGAAGGCCUGGGUCCUCUUCAAGAAAACAGCACGGAUCCACCCAUGAGCAGUCAGCACACAGCUCUACGCACUCAGGAUGGCCUCAAAGCCAGGCACCCACACACGGGCAUGCUGGUUCUGCCCAUGGACAUGGAGGCUCCAGCAAAAGAGAAAUACAAGGUGGGCACCGUGAGCAAUCAAAUGACAGCUCCAGACACUCAGGGACAGGACAGGGACAAACCUCAUCUGCAUCCAGUAACAGCAGACAUCAUGGAUCUAGUACUGGGCAGGACAGUGACACUGAAGGGCAAUCACGGCCCUCAGAAAGUCAGUCGGCAUCAACCCACACAUCAUCUGGCUCCAGUAACAGAAACCAACAUGGAUCCGCACGUGGCCAGUCAGGGGAAUUGCCCAGAAACUACCAGACAGCGGCCAAUGGAAAGUCUGACUCUGUCCAUGGACAUUCAGGAUCCCAGGCCACAGGAAGACAAGGAUCAAGUCACGGAGAGUCUGCCGACACCUCAAGACACUCAGGCUCUCAUCGCGGGAAUACAUCCUCUCAUGAACACGCUGGAGAUUUCCAUGGAUGGUCAGGAUCAAGCACAAGGCAAGGAGCAGGUUCCCGCCAGGAGCACUCGGCAGACACUUCCAGACAUUCAGUGUCUGGACACGGACAACCAUCAGGGGGAUCCACCGUGGGCAGACAUGGGGGAUACAGUAUCGGUCAACACAGCGACAGCGAGGGACAGUCAGAAGAUUCACAGACACAAGCUGGGUCUGGGUCAACAAACAAUCACGGAUCUGCCCGUUUCCACUCAAGGGACAUCUCUACACACUCAGGUUCUCGUGAAGGGCUCAGGGCCAAUCAUCCUCACUCUGAUGCAGCCACGGGAAGCCUGGGAUCCGGCCCAGGAAGAAGACAAGGAUCUAGGCAUGGGCAGUCAGUAGACGCCUCUGGACAUUCAGGGUCUCAUCACGGAGAUCCAUCCCAUCACGAACAUGCUGAAUCUUCCCAAGCUUCAUCAAGGUCAAGCCCAAGAGGAAAGCCAGGAUCUUCCCAACAGCAGGCAGCAGACACUUCUAGACAUUCAUCAUAUGGAUAUGGACACUCAUCACGGGGAUCCGAUGUCAGCAGGCAUCAGGGAUCUCAUGGUAGUCCGGAACGUGACAGUGAGGGAGAGAGAAGAGACUUCCAGAGACAAUCUGGAUCUGGGUCACAGCACCAACAUGGAUCCACCCAUGGCCAUUCAGGAGAAAGCUCUAGACAUUCAGGGUCUGGACAUGGACAAUCAUCAUCCCCAUCCAAGUCCAGCAGGCAUUGGGGAUCCAGUAUAAGUGAGGAAAGUGACAGCGAAGGACAAUCAGAAGGUUCAGGCAGACAACCAGUGUCAACCCAUGGAAGGCCUGGGUCCUCUUCAAGAAAACAGGACGGAUCCACCCAUGAGCAGUCAGCACACAGCUCUACGCACUCAGGAUGGCCUCAAAGCCAGGCACCCACACACGGGCAUGCUGGUUCUGCCCAUGGACAUGGAGGCUCCAGCAAAAGAGAAAUACAAGGUGGGCACCGUAAGCAAUCAAAUGACAGCUCCAGACACUCAGGGACAGGACAGGGACAAACCUCAUCUGCAUCCAGUAACAGCAGACAUCAUGGAUCCAGUACUGGGCAGGACAGUGACACUGAAGGGCAAUCACGGCCCUCAGAAAGUCAGUCGGCAUCAACCCACACAUCGUCUGGCUCCAGUAACAGAAACCACAUGGAUCCGCACGUGGCCAGUCAGGGGAAUUGCCCAGAAACUACCAGACAGCGGCCAAUGGAAAGUCUGACUCUGUCCAUGGACAUUCAGGAUCCCAGGCCACAGGAAGACAAGGAUCAAGUCACGGAGAGAUCAAGCACAAGGCAAGGAGCAGGUUCCCGCCAGGAGCACUCGGCAGACACUUCCAGACAUUCAGUGUCUGGACACGGACAACCAUCAGGGGGAUCCACAGUGGGCAGACAUGGGGGAUACAGUAUCGGUCAACACAGCGACAGCGAGGGACAGUCAGAAGAUUCACAGACACAAGCUGGGUCUGGGUCAACAAACAAUCACGGAAUCUGCCCGUUCCACUCAAGGGACAUCUCUACACACUCAGGCUCUCGUGAAGGGCACAGGGCCAAUCAUCCUCACUCUGAUGCAGCCACGGGAAGCCUGGGAUCCGGCCAGGAAGAAGAACAAGGAUCUAGGCAUGGGCAGUCACUUCAUCAAGGUCAAGCCCAAGAGGAAAGCCAGGAUCUUCCCAACAGCAGGCAGCAGACACUUCUAGACAUUCAUCAUAUGGAUAUGGACACUCAUCACGGGGAUCCGAUGUCAGCAGGCAUCAGGGAUCUCAUGGUAGUCCGGAACAUGACAGUGGGGGAGAGAGAAGAGACUUCCAGAGACAAUCUGGAUCUGGGUCACAGCACCAACAUGGAUCCACCCAUGGCCAUUCAGAAGACAGCUCUAGACAUGAUGGUCCUCAUCCUGAGCCAAGACACAAUCGUGAAGAAUUUGACCAUGUCCAUGGUGAGUCAGAACCCAAUAGGACAGUCAUCUUCUGGAUCCAUGUCCAGCAGACCUCAAGGAUCCAGUAUAAGUCAGGAAAGUGAUUUCAAAGGAUCAUUCCAUGAGCACACUACUAUUCCUUUGCAGGAUUCAGAAUAUACUUCAAGAAAUAUAUCUGGUGGCAAGCCUCACCAGUCUGGGCAUACUCAUUUUCAUUCAGUGGUUACUGAAAGACAAAGGGAAGGAACAGGUCUAGGUUGGAAACAUGGCAGCUUUGGAAGGGCAGAAUAUGACUAUGGGAAGUCAGGAUUUGGAAAGUCUCCAAAUGGAAUUGUUAGCCACAGUAUCAGCACUAUGAGAUUCAGUGACAGUUAUGAGGACAGACAAGCAGCUAGAUGUGGAGAAAAAAAUAUGGGAUCCAGUAUAAUAGGCACUAAUAGAUGCAGAGGACCUUCAGUCCACAUAAGUAAUAUUUCAAAACAACUGGGGUUUAAUCCGUCACAAAGAUACUAG